UAUGACUGUAAAGUUGCAGAUAACCGAAGACCGAAAAAACGUUUUCUCAGUAGAUCUUCCAGACGAUGAGGGAUCAGAAUUAUCUAGGACGAUGAGAGAUCAUCUUCGGUCUUUAGUUCAAGAAAGAGAUUUUUACGUGGACGAAAUGAAGAAUUUGACGACAACUGUUGACGAAUUGUGCCAAGCACAAGUUGAAAUUCAGAGACAACCCAAAGCCGCUCCCAGUCCUGAAAGGCAAAAUAGCCAAGCUUUAGAACUUGCCGAAAAUAAGGCCAAGUUAAGAAAAGUUAGACAAGAAUUGGAAGAAAGAACGGAGCAAAUACACGAAUAUGUUGAAGAAUUAGAUAUACUACAAAAGGACUUAAAUAAAAUCAAGCAAGAAAAUAGAAUACUAAUUCAAGAUGCAAGGUCAGCAAGAACUUAUCGAGACGAAUUGGAUGUUUGGAAGGAAAAAGCUCAAAGAUUUGAAAAGUACGAAGCGGAAAAUGAGAAAUUAAGAAACAAACUUAACGAAUUUGAAUAUUUUAAGACAAGAGUAGAAGAAUUAAGAGAAGAUAAUAGAAUUUUAGACGAAACCCGAACGAUGUUGGAGGAAAAAUUGGACGGUAGUUCAAAGAGAGUUGAAAGAGUAAUGGAAUUAGAAAAUGAUUUGAUCAAGUACAAAGAAAAAUUUGAUAUGAUCUGUAAGGUGAGAGCUAUUUGA
Dimorphilus gyrociliatus is the source of this 703-nucleotide messenger RNA. The record is from the annotation of a GenBank genome assembly. NCBI's taxonomy places the organism in Eukaryota, Metazoa, Annelida, Polychaeta, Dinophilidae.